Mycena indigotica is the source of this 1830-nucleotide messenger RNA. RefSeq lists its product as uncharacterized. The coding region runs from base 1 to 1830 and encodes 609 amino acids. The transcript is spliced from 11 exons. NCBI's taxonomy places the organism in Eukaryota, Fungi, Basidiomycota, Agaricomycetes, Agaricales, Mycenaceae. The record is from RefSeq and is a predicted model, not a curated record.
AUGGCCCAGGCUGGCACUACCCUCCGUCAAGAGAAGAGGAGCCAUUCAUGGGGUUCAUCAGACCACAUCACUAGUCGUAUCGCAUGGCCACUGUACAUCAUAUUUGGCCAACUCGCACUUCUUUUGUUGUGUUUUGGAUUCCUUGCUAGUGUUCGCUCGAGGGGCCAAAUUCCGUUGACGCAAGACGCCGCGGACUUCUUCACUGCUAAUCCCCAGGUCAAGAGCUACGUGUUUACGCUGCUGGCCAAUGCACUUGCCCUCGUUUCCUCCUAUCUCUUUACCCAGGCAGUACGACACGCUAUUCUGGUCUCUUUGACACGUCCCUUGUCCCUCUCUACCCUCGGCCACGGCAUUAUCAUCUCAAGAAAGUCACUUAUUCUGAACCGCCACUAUAAGUGGGUCGCCAUCAGUGGGGCUAUAUUCAUCGUCUCACUGGGCCAGACCCCUGGCUGGUCGUCUCUCCUCACGCCAAACCCUAUCUCUGUAAUCGUCCCAAUAAUUGGACGUGAAUUCGACUUCACCAGUCCCGCGCUACAAAGCACAGUUAACACCCUGCUCAACAACGGAACCAUCGAUUAUUACCUCCAUUCGACCCUCCUUUCAUUCGUCGAUGCUAGCGGCGCUGCUUCAUCGACCGCAAAAGCAGGUUAUCCUGUUUUCCUCGACUUCGGUGGCUAUGCCCAUAGGACAUCAACUCGUGGAAUACUGCCCGUGCGCCUUCAGGACUCGGCGAUGGAUGCUGCAACGCGCUCGCCUCGCAUCGUUUCGAAUACCGCACCACUGCAAGCUGGCGUAGCCCGAUCAGAUAUGUCCCUUGUCAUGAGCCAGCAAGGGCUUACUGCCAAUGUUUCGUGUGUUCCAAUGGUGCUCAGCGAUAGAAGUCGUCCAACACUUCAUCGCACGUCGCAGGCAUUGGCGGGUGGGUUUACCUUGUGGAAUGUUUCGACCGAUUGCUCUGUUGGCCAAGAUUCAUCAGAUGCCGUCACCAGAGCGGACACUGCUGACUCGCUUUUCAUGGUUGGAUGUCAAGUCCCGAGUCAGAAUAUUGUUGCUCAGAAAAGCUUUGAUGUUAUCGUCUUUGGUCAAGGCAUCUACUCGAACAUUUCCCAUGUCUGCAGCGUCACACCGCAGAUCCAGAACAUGGUCGCAAACUACACGGGCAAAGAUUUGAGUCUGGUCAGCGCUGAUUUUGCGCCGGGUUCCAUCCCCAUCAAUCCUGGGCCCAUCGCUUUUGCAGCAACCCGAGCUAUGAAGUCGGGGUUUACCUAUGCUCAAAGUACUUUGCUCAACAGCAUCGGUGACUCGUUACUCUCCAUAUUCCUCGAUCAACAGCAGGGCUUGUCUCUCGGGACGCUAUUGGAAGCCUAUAUCACUGGAAUCGUCGAAUUCACAGGAACAGCUAUCAAAACGCAAUUCCUCACUCUAGCCGGAAAUCUAGGUCCCAAGCCCUCACAAGACGUUAUGCGACCGACCAACGGGACUGUCAUCGUUCAUACGAUAGGCUACGAAUACGAUGGAAUUGCCAGUGUUCUCGUAUUAAUGCCCAUCCUCGCGUUCAGCGUAUUGUCCAUUGCAAUCGCCAUCGUUGCCCAAUUCUACAAUCGCGGCAUCCCAUUAACAAACGCGGACUUUGACCCCAACGACCCUUGGCUGCUUAUGGCGGCAGCCUCUGCGGGGGGCAUGAGCAAGAUUUUCCACAACAUCGAAGAGGAUGAUGUCGAGAAAGGGCUGAGCAAUCGGAUAAUGCUCGGGGAGGUCGAGGGAAGGGAUGGCUUCCUUCACGUCCAACAAGAAGAUAUUCGCACUCCCUUGCUCACGCGCCAUUUCUGA